Miscanthus lutarioriparius is the source of this 1188-nucleotide messenger RNA. NCBI's taxonomy places the organism in Eukaryota, Viridiplantae, Streptophyta, Magnoliopsida, Poales, Poaceae. The record is from the annotation of a GenBank genome assembly.
AUGGAGACAUAUUUUGGCCCGUCUGUAUCUUCUGGUGCUGUGAGGUGGUUCAGCAGUGGCGCUAAGCACUCAAGAAAACCUGACUUUUCUGUUGCUAACCAGAUUAAGGUGAUGGAUUGGUAUUCUGCAGUUAAUGAUGUGUCAAAGAUCAGAAGGUUGCCCCUUUCACGCCGUAUGGACACUAAUUGGUUGAUUGCUUCAAAGUCCAGACAUGGUGCAUUGCCAGGAUUCUUAGGUGUUUCAAGCUUCCAUCGUGGAUACUCCUCAGAUACUGGAAUCAAGCCAGAAGCUUCACAGAGUGCUGUCUCUAAUCUUCCUUCUACAGAAAGCUCUGAGGUUGGCACUGCAGGUGGUGGUGGGGGUUCAUGGAUUGAGAUCUUGGAUAAUGCUCGCAAGUCUACUGUAGAUGCUACCACUGAUGCAGGCAAGAAAGUCAAGGAGCUGACUGAUGCAGUUGCACCUCAUGUCCAGCAGCUAUUUGAUACAUAUCCAAAUCUUGAAAAGGUAGUUCUUCCACUUGGCGGAACACUAUGUGGUACAAUGAUGGCAUGGUUGGUCAUGCCUAUCAUUCUAAGGAGGCUUCACAAGUAUGCAUCACAACGUCCUAUAGCAGCACUUCUGGGGAACUCAACCAAGAAUGAUGUUUCGUACCAAACUAGUCUCUGGUGUGCAUUAGAGGAUCCUGCAAAAUAUCUUAUCACAUUCAUGGCAUUUUCAGAAAUGGCCACACUUAUUGCACCAAGCAUAUCAACUUAUCUUCCGCAGGCAUGGAGGGGUGCAUUUGUUCUGUCUUUUGUAUGGUUCCUUCAGAGGUGGAAAACCAACUUCAUUGCUAAAGCUAUGGCUAAACCAGAUGCCUCAAGUGUUGACCGCGACAGGAUUUCAGCAUUUGAUAAGGUUUCUUCAUUGGGACUGAUUGGACUAGGAGUAAUGGGUCUUGCUGAAGCUUGUGGUGUAGCUGUUCAAUCUAUAUUAACUGUUGGUGGUGUGGGAGGUGUUGCUACUGCUUUUGCUGCUAGAGAUGUCCUUGGUAACAUUCUGAGUGGGUUCUCCUUGCAAUUUUCUAAGCCAUUCUCAGUCAACGACUACAUAAAGAUGAUAAUUUGUGCCAUGACUCGCAAGUACUGUGAGAUUCUCAAGCAAUUACUUGUGGGAUACUGGAGUAAAAAGAUGUGUUGUAAUUUGUAA